Messenger RNA from Rhinolophus ferrumequinum (greater horseshoe bat), 5008 nucleotides. It is a transcript of the gene WIPF2, whose product is annotated as WAS/WASL interacting protein family member 2. Bases 487 to 1806 code for a protein of 439 amino acids. Gene Ontology annotation, molecular function: actin binding. The record is from RefSeq and is a predicted model, not a curated record. The transcript is spliced from 10 exons. NCBI's taxonomy places the organism in Eukaryota, Metazoa, Chordata, Mammalia, Chiroptera, Rhinolophidae.
CCUUUUCCCCCCCGCCUCCAUUUUGUUCGUGGACGCUGGGGACGGUGGGAGCAGAUCCAUUUCCGGGUUGGCAAAAGGGGCGGCGGCGGCGAGAAAGGGAGCUUGCCGGGCAGGGGCCGAGCAGAGCUGGACGAAGCCGGAGCGGAGGUGGCGGAGGAUUCGCUCCCAGAGCCGCUGCGGCCAGGGGAUAAUUAGUUGAAGAUAACUCUCUCCGAUAGGUCUUGGGAUGGAUUCUGAAGAUCAUUUCUUAUAGCAUAUGACGGUGGCCCUUCUAACACUGGAAACCCCGAGACAGACCCUCUCAUUGGUGGUCCUGGAUUCGGCUUUCUCCUGCCAUCAUUAGUCUAGAGUAUUCGGUUCCUGAUAUGCAGUCAUUCCAUAUAAGCAAUGAAGAGAUUUGGUACCUGCCCUAUAUUGGUAUAUGAGUGACCUAAAGCUGCAAAUUAAAACGGAGAGAGAGCAGUGCCAGCUGCGAGCAGGGCAAGGAUGCCAAUUCCUCCUCCCCCUCCGCCCCCACCUGGUCCUCCUCCACCUCCCACAUUUAAUCAGGCAAACACAGAGCAGCCCAAGCUGAGUCGAGAUGAGCAGCGGGGUCGCGGCGCCCUCUUACAGGACAUCUGCAAAGGGACCAAGCUGAAGAAGGUGACCGCCGUUAAUGAUCGGAGUGCUCCCGUCAUUGAGAAACCCAAAGGAAGCAGUGCUGGUUAUGGCUCUGGAGCAGGUGCCCUACAGCCCAAGGGAGGUCUCUUCCAAGGAGGAGUGCCAAAGCUCCGACCUGUGGGAGCCAAGGACGUUUCAGAGAACGUAGUUGGUAAGCCAGCCCUACAAGUCCCCAGUUCUCGAGCUGCUGCCCCAAGGCCUCCAGUGUCUACAGCCAGCGGGCGCCCUCAAGAUGAUACAGACAGCAGCCGGGCGUCACUCCCAGAACUACCCCGGAUGCAGAGACCAUCAUUACCGGACCUUUCUCGGCCUAACACCACCAGCAGUACGGGCAUGAAGCACAGCUCUUCCGCCCCUCCGCCGCCACCCCCAGGGCGUCGUGCCAACGCACCCCCUACACCUCUGCCUAUGCACAGCAACAAAGUCCCAGCCUACAACAGAGAGAAACCCUUGCCGCCCACACCUGGACAGAGGCUUCACCCUGGUCGAGAGGGACCUCCUGCUCCACCCCCCGUCAAACCACCUCCUUCCCCUGUGACUAUCAGAACGGGACCAAGUAGCCAGUCCCUGGCUCCUCCGCCGCCGCCUUACCGCCAGCCGCCAGGGGUCCCCAAUGGACCUUCCAGUCCCACUAAUGAGUCAGCCCCCGAGCUGCCACAGAGACACAAUUCUUUGCAUAGGAAGACACCAGGGCCUGUCAGAGGCCUAGCACCUCCCCCACCCACCUCAGCCUCCCCUUCUUUACAAAGUAAUAGGCCACCUCCCCCAGCUCGAGACCCUCCCAGUCGGGGAGCAGCUCCUCCGCCCCCACCACCCAUGAUCCGAAAUGGUGCCAGGGAUGCUCCCCCUCCCCCCCCACCAUACCGACAUGGGUCGGAACCUCUGAGCCGAGGAAAGCCCCCACCUCCGCCCUCAAGGACGCCAGCCGGGCCACCCCCUCCUCCUCCACCGCCCCUGAGGAAUGGCCACAGGGACUCGAUUACCACUGUCCGAUCUUUCUUGGAUGAUUUUGAGUCGAAGUAUUCUUUCCAUCCAGUAGAAGACUUUCCUGCUCCAGAAGAAUAUAAACACUUUCAGAGAGUAUAUCCCAGCAAAACAAACCGAGCUGCCCGUGGAGCCCCGCCUCUGCCACCCAUUCUCAGGUGAAGUCUGGCUUGGUCCUGUUCCUCAGGAAAAGGAUGGACCCACUCCUCUUCUCAGAUGGUCCCUUCUACUCCCCUGCAAACCUGCAUGAGAGCUCCUAACGUGUUUCUCCAGUGCAACCAACCUCUAGACUCCAAGCGUCCUCCCAGCUCACCUCCAUCUAUGCAUCUCGUUGCUGGACUUGGUGAUUGGACUCUUUAUAUUGACAAUAGGGUCUCAAACCCUGCAUCCAUGCCUCCUCUAGCAAGCCCUGCUAGCCAGAUGAGGAAAAAGCUUCCAUGUCUCCUGCUUUCCUCUUAGGGAAAGGUGCCUUGUUGUGAUUGUUGGGGCAGGGUGGAGAAAGGAACUCCUACCUCCUCCUACCCACUUCGGGGGAAGCUUGGCAGUAUAUUACAUUUCAUCAUUUAGAAGGCUGACAUGGCCAGGACUUGGGAGAGAGGGCGAGUUUUUAGUGAAACAAUCUAGGAGUUUGCAGAGAAGUGAUCUGUUGUAAAGGUCAAGUUUGAAGAAAGGACAAGGAAAUGGGUCUGCUUUAUUUUUAGGGGUAUUUUGGUUUUGCUCUUACCCCACCCCCUACACUCACCCCAGGGAUAAGUUGGAUAUAACACUAAAUACUAAUCAGUUGAGCUAAACAUCUAAUAUAAAGAGAGGGUGAAAUAAACUGGGGAGCCUUUUGGAGCUAGUAAGUUCGAACUCUGCAGCGAAGGGACCAGGAGCCAUUUUAAUCCUCUGGGACUCCCUGCCCUAUUUCCUCAGGGUGCUGAGGCUGAGGGAUGUUUUCCCUCCCCUCACCACCCAGCCCUCAAAAGAAAAGUCACUUUCAUUCAUUCAUUCCGGAUUCACAAACCCCAAAAACUUCCAGAUGGAGUUCAGAAGAUAGGGCCAGGGCCUGGGCCUUGGCUUUACCCUUGACCUUGAGUUCAAGUUAGUCUUUUCUGACUGGCCCUGAAGGUCACCAGCCCUUUCAGUCCUAUCCAGACACUUCAGCCCCAUGGGUACUCCACGAUGAUAAAGAAGGGAGGGGUGAAACACCUUGUAGAAAGGACCAACUCUGUGGGCUCCAGAAGACUGACUAAGGCCCAAUUGUUGCAGAGUUCACAACCCAUCUGACUGAACAGACUCUGUUUUGUCCACCACCCACCACCCUUGCCUUCCCAAGACUUGCAGGGGUUAGCACAGCAGAGUAGAGAAGAGAGAGGAAGCUUAUGGGGGUCGUCCAGGAUUUCUCUGUGCCAGGAAGUGCAAAGACAGGUGAGGUGUUCCUCAGCCCAGCUGAUCUUCCCCAGCGGCCAGCAAUAUGUUGUUUCUUCGUCUUCCAGGUCCUAGUUAAAGAGCACAGAGAAAAUGGAGGUGCCCGAUCUAGGCAGGAACUGAGCUUGGAUGAUGGGACAGGGACUUCCCCUUCUCCGACAGUGUGAAGGGGGCUCCUGGGCUCGACACACACAGAUGGUUUGGUUUGCUACAGCUCUUGCCAAGUGCAGAGGCUACUCAAAUCUUGGAGUCAGAGGAGGGAGGCCAUGGCGAUUCCUUGAAAUGGUUGGGGAAAGUCAGUUGAAAAAUUUCACCAGAUACAUUACAGGCUUCAGCCACCUUAGGGACCUUUCUGAUCUGUGGGAUCACAGACUAAGGGUCUGUGCCUGGUGUCAGGUGAAACCUGAGUCUUCCAAAUGCUAGCUGGGACAGGGCUCGACGUGGAGUAUUUGUAUGGGGUCAGCUAUCCUUUGUCAUCCCCUGGACCACAUUGACUCUUGGGACAAACCAAGAUUAGGUCUGUCACCAGACUUUUCCUAAUCAUUAUUUAUCAUUUUUAUUUUCAAAUCUCUUAGCAGUUGUCUCCCGGCGACGCCCCCAGCAUCCUACCCUGAAUGGAGCUGAGAGAGGGGAUGCUAGUGGAGGGAAAGGGAGAGAGUACGAGACUGGAUACGGCAGCAGUUCCAGGGUAGAUGCUGACCGGUUACUGAUCUUGGACUGUGAAGUCUUCCCAUUUAUUUUUGAAAUGGGAGUUGAUGCCUUUUGUACAAUGUUAUCAAAGUGUAUUUUUUCCCCUUUACUCAAUUAUGGAGCAUCAAAAUACGUAUCACAAGUAAAAGCCAAACCCCAGCUUUUCAUUGGGGCGGAUAUCUUCCUCCCCUGUGACCUACUGUCCCUCGUAUUCCCCAGCAUUUGGACUGUGUCACAUGGGUAUUGUAUUUUCAGUUUCUCGGCCUCAUGAAAAAAGGCCUGGGCCUAGAUCUAGUCAGAUGGAUUUUUCUUCUUCAGAGCAUGUUAGUGACACAGUACUUAUUUAAAUGUCUUUGCCUUAUACAUUAUUUGGUCCCUCUGUUAAUAACAGAUUUAUUAUCAUGUAUAUUUACUAUUGAAGAAUGGGAAUGUGAUCCUCAUAGUUAUUGAUCUAUUUUGUAUGUUGUAAAAAGCUUGUAAUACAGGUUUAAGGUGGGCUGGCUGCAAGAGCACUAAAACUUCUCACCUUUUAAACUGCUCUUUUUAUCUGCUUAUGGGAAUGUUGUCUCUUCAGUGACAGAUUGGGUGGUCUCAUGUUGAGGCUGUUGCCCAGUCCCGUUUACCCCUUAUCCCCCCUCAGAAGGAAGAGACAUUGCCCCACUAAGCAUCAGGAAGCUGUGUUAAAAGCCCUUGUGUGGGUUUGGUUUUAUGAUGUUUUUCUCUAGUGGGAAAAACUUAAUACUAUAGUUGUUUCUUACCGCCCUUUCUGGGAAGCAGGGCAGUGGCCUCCAGGUUUGUAAAUGAGCUAGAUGCCCCUCUUCCCCCCUCUUCUCUAGUCACCCAACCUGGGUAAGAGCACUUUGAUAUUCCAGGUGUGCUUUUCUCUGUCGUGGGGAUUUCCUCCAGCAGCAGAGCCUCCUCAUCUUCACAGCCUGUGCCCCAGUGUGAGAGUGCUUAGGGCUGCCCCACCCAAUGGAUGUGAAACUUCUGUCUCCAGAAACUCAUCCCAGCCCUCCCAACUGGCAAAGGCAAGGAGACUAGCCACUGGCCAUUGCACUGGGGGCAUCCCCUCAUGCCACGGCUUCCCAACUUGAAACCCAGAUUUACCUUCAGGGAGAGGUAAGAAAAAACUGUAAAUAGACUUGCUACAGAGCAACUCAGGGUUGGGGUGUGUUUUAAUUCUCCUGAUCACUUGAAAUAAUCUGUAGGCUGAAUGCUUAUGGGAGGUGGGGGACAAGUGUGACUCCAUGGUCUUCUGUGAAGC